Messenger RNA from Aureobasidium subglaciale EXF-2481, 868 nucleotides. RefSeq lists its product as uncharacterized. Lineage: Eukaryota; Fungi; Ascomycota; Dothideomycetes; Dothideales; Saccotheciaceae. The record is from RefSeq and is a predicted model, not a curated record. The transcript has a single exon. Bases 212 to 742 code for a protein of 176 amino acids.
UGGGCGACUUCUUGGGACGCGAUUGAAGUGGCUUCGGUACGCCGGUUGCGCUGAACGACAUCGUGAUAGCUCGGUAUAGUGAGAGGCUACCAGAAUAGAACGCUGCUGAGGUGAGUGGAAUGUCUGCCUUGUGGCAAGAGAAGUACACGUGAUCACAUGAGCAGGCGAAGGUCACGAAGAAAGACUUAGGGUAAGGAGACAGACGGCUGUGAUGGGCAGACCGAGAUGGAUGCUCGUGAAUUACAGAGAGUGUGCUGCUCACGCGCAAAAGCUUUACAAACCACUUCUUGUGCUGGCGUGGUUAAGAGGAGGGAGGGGGAAGCGUGAAGUGAAGUCGGGAUCGACAAAUGCGACAGCCGAGAGGCUUUCAUCAUGCAUGCAGACAACCACCACUCGGCUCUGCCUUCAAUCAAGUCCUUUCUUCAUGCUUCCUCAAGAGCUCGAGCGAAAAUUGCAACACCGAAGUGGCACGAAGGACUGGAGUCUGCGACUACGACUUGAAGUCGCAUCUUCCAAAUGUAGUACUACACGCCGCCGCAUCAUCACGCAGCAGUCAAGUCUGGAUUAUGCGCCCACCCCCUUAUCAGACACUUCAAAAAUCUCUGCCAUGGAUGUCGGCACCUUCAACUUGGCCUAUAUAUCGGUCCGGAUGGGUUUCCUAUACACGGCAUGCCUCCCGGUUCAAGUUUCGUCGUUAUCAUUACGGACAAAAACGCCCGUGAAUACCCGCUUCUUAUCGUGAAUUUUUGUUUUGUGCACGCCCUACUCGCAGACGCUCUCACGCCCAACCCACAUACACGCCUUGCGCCCUAGGGAGUCGCGCAUCAGAGUCUUUUCCAGGCAUGGGAUGACAGGUAAGUAUGAUCUG